Molecule: messenger RNA, 1983 nt
Organism: Musa acuminata AAA Group (dessert banana)
Lineage: Eukaryota; Viridiplantae; Streptophyta; Magnoliopsida; Zingiberales; Musaceae
Product: proline dehydrogenase 1, mitochondrial-like
Exons: 5
Coding region: 43-1479 (478 amino acids)
Cellular component (GO): mitochondrion
Molecular function (GO): proline dehydrogenase activity; FAD binding
Source: RefSeq, a predicted model, not a curated record
ACGCAAGAUAGCAUAUAGCAAACCCCGAGAAGCCGCCCGCAAAUGGCGAUGGCUACCAAAAUCCCCGCCAGAAUGUCCCCGUCCCUCGUCGCCCGAUCUCUCUCCUCCGCGUCCUCCCUCGCCGAGAAGCUCCCGAAGGCUCCGUCGCCGGCACCCCUGGCCAUCGACCUCUCCGACACCCAGCGCCUCUUCGCCUCCGUCCCCACCGCCUCCCUCCUCCACUCUCUCGCCAACCUCUCGGCCAUGGCCGCCGGCCCGCUUGUCGACGUGGGCGUCGCGGCUUUGCGGGCCGCCUUGGCAUCGGAGGUGCAGAUCCUCCGGGCCGCCGCCAUCGGGGUGGCACGGGCGACGGUGCAUCGCCACUUCUGCGCCGGCGAGGGGUUCGAGGACGCGGGCCGCGCCGUCACGGAGAUGUGGGAGGAGCAGGGGCUGCGCUCGAUCCUGGACUACGGGAUGGAGGACGCUGAGGACAGCGCAGCUUGCGACCGCAACCUCGCCGGAUUCCUGCGGACGGUCGAGAUGGCGUCGUCGCUCCCGCCCUCCUCCGCAAGUGUAUGCGUAAAGAUCACAGCAAUUUGCCCCAUCUCGUUGCUGGAGAGAGUCAGCGAUCUGCUGAGGUGGGAGCAGCAAGACCCGACACUGCAACUUCCAUGGAAGACCAAUUCGAUUCCGGUUCUCUGCGACUCCAGCCCCCUUUACCUCACAUGUUCAGCGCCAGAUCCUCUAACUGAGAUGGAAGAGUGCGACCUCCAACUGGCCUCGCAGAGGCUGUCCAAGAUCUGCGAACGAUGCACAGAAGCCAACAUCCCGCUGCUGAUCGACGCAGAGUACACCUCGGUGCAGCCCGCGAUUGAUUACUUCACGUAUGCAGCAGCGGUGCAAUUCAAUCAUGGCGACUACCCUAUCGUCUUCGGAACGAUCCAGGCUUACCUGAGGGACUCCAAGAAGAGGAUGGUGAACGCCGUGCAAGCUGCGGAGCGCGAGGGGGUCUCUUUGGGUGUCAAACUAGUGAGAGGUGCAUAUAUAACAAGAGAGACCAAGUUGGCAUCAUCCUUGGGCGCGCCGUCGCCCAUUCAUCCGAGCAUCCAAGAAACACACCAUUGCUUUAACAGUUGCGCUUCCUUCAUGCUCGAAAAGGUCAGGAGGGGAUCCGGUGCAGUCGUGCUUGCCACCCACAACGUUCGAUCUGGACAAAUAGCUGCAGAAAAAGCAACGGAGUUGGGAAUUGGGAGGGUUGAUCGCAAACUCCAAUUCGCACAGCUGAUGGGGAUGGCAGAUGGACUCACAUAUGGACUAAGGAACGCGGGUUUCCAGGUGAGCAAGUACGUGCCAUUUGGGCCAGUGGAGCAGGUCAUGCCAUACCUGCUCAGGAGAGCCGAGGAGAACAGAGGACUCCUUUGCACCUCCACAGUCGAGAGACAGCUCAUAAGGAAGGAGAUCUUCAGAAGACUUGCCACUGCAGUUGCUUGGACGACUUAGCAUCACUCAAAUCAAGGGUUAGGGUGUUUAACAUGUGAUCGUAGGGAGCUUCAUUUAUUGCCGGAUCAAAAGGCAAAGAACAAGGCAAAAGGCAGCAACGAAACAUGUAAAGAAUUAGAACCUUAGGCUGGGGAUAACCAAAGUGCCCUGUACGGAACACUUCCCAAUCAAUCAAAAGCUCAUGUCGACAUUGACCUGACGCAAGGAUAACUCUCGAUCAUCACGAGUCAAGAUGGUGGCGUUCUUAUGGGUCAUCAAGUAGCAACACUCCAUGAGACCUGCAGAACUGGCCAUUAAAUCUCACAACUUUUGGUAGCAUGUUGCGACCAACAGGUCUCAUCAUCCCUCUGAAGCUUCUCGGAGAAACGGUUGCUCUGCGACUUCACUGCUGUACCAAAAGAAUCUGGGUUGGAUAUAUGUUUAAGCUUGCAGUGACAUCUCUGCAACUUGUAAUUGAUGAUGACAUUGUGCUGUCAACGUGUUAAACAAGAGAUUCCAGCUUCA